AAAUUAUAGUGGGUCUUUUUUGGGCUGAGGGAAGGAAAAGAAAUGAAGCAAUAAAAACAGUUAUCAUUCCUUUUAGUUGUGUAUUGCUGGGAAACGAUUGUGACAAAAUAUAUUUGUGUAUUAUUUCUACACUUUUAAAAGAUAUUAUUUCAAAUGGAGCCCUGACAAAAGCACAGGUCUCAGCUUUCUGUUUUUCUCAAAACGAGCUUGCUCUGGCCCGUUCCGGAUCCACAAUGCUGUGGGCUCUAAGUUGCUCCUGUACCUUGGCAGGCUGUGCCAGGAUCACCACACUCUCCAGAUCAGACCUUGCAGUUCUUAGCCCUUGAGAUGAAGACUGUUUGUCAUUAAUGGCUGGAUUUCAGACACCAGCUAGCAAACAGAAAAGGCAGGGGGGUGCUUCUGAGCACCUACUAGAUUAAACAGUUAGAGAGCCACGUAUCUGUUUGUAGGACCCUAAUUUACAGACCUCACUCAUCUAGGGGUGUCUGGGGUUCCACAGGGAGGCAGGGACAGUGCAGAGAGAGCUUUUCUCAGCACCAAGGAGACAGUCCAGUACCCAAAGAACUGAUGAAAUCAUGGUCUCUACAUGGAAUUUAGACCCUUCCUGACUUUCAAAUCCAGGUACAGAAGAGCCCUCAAGGAGGAGAAGAAUUCUGAAUUCUGUUUAUAACUCUGAUGCUGUUCAGUUUUGUGACAUCAGGUCAGAAAACCAGCUUAUCUUUGUGGAGGGCCAGUUCUUUUUCUGGAAAGUGAAGAAAAUGCCAAUCUUUCCUUUUCCUAGGGGAGGUUUCACAAGAGAUGGCAAGGGAAACCACCAGAUUAGGUUUAGAAUCCUGGGUAACACCUGCUCUUACUUUUAGAAAUCACAAGACAGCCACAAGGUCAGGUUGUACCCUGAGCCAGAGGACCCUCCUUCCCUCUUUGCCUGGUGAACUCAUUCUUUGCCAUCCAGUUGAGAGGCCAGCAUCUCUGGGAUCUCACCUGGAAAUGAGAGCCUCCCUUGGACUCUCAGAGUGCUUGGUUCUUAUCUCUGCCUCUAUAUCCUUAUCUUACUAUAUAUUGCAACUACCUGUUUGCAGGCCUGCUUCUUUCCAUGAGCAUAGAUCAGUGCUCAGGCAGGCCUGGGCUUGCAGGUCGGAGCACAUUGGAAUGCCCAGGCCUACUGCUGGAGGGAGGGAGGCAGGAAGAGCCAGUGACCACACUCCUGCACUCUGGGCUGCCUGCUGCAGGACCCAAGGGUGGUAGAUCUGACUUGCAAAGGGCCUGAGCUAUGUGAAUGGAUCUCCUGUGUCUCCUGGGGUCCUCUUUUGGGGCUAGAUUCUCUGACCCUUCCCUUUCCACUCACUCACUGCUUCCAUCUUUACUAUUUGGCUGCAUUAUAAUCGAAUAGAGGUCUUGGAGAAAAACAGCCCCAACUAAUUAUCCCUCUUCCACAGCAGUGUAGACUUGGACCAUGUGCACCCUCUUCCUCCCAGACACCCAGAAAUGACACAUCCCUUUUUGCCCUCUCAGUGCUCUCUGUCCCUGCCUUUCCCUGGGCUCCCAGUCUCCCAGUCUUUACCCACAGUACCCUGCUUGGCCCCUAGGCUACCUCUCAGUGCCCACAUUCCUGCAACCCCGUGACCAAACCAGGGGACGUUACACAUUCUUGGCCUGGCAGUCAAUGGUGUAAAAAAGAACAGAAUGUCCCAGGGCCCCACCCAUCCCCCAGCUUCACCUGGGCCCCUCCCUGGCCAGGACAAGGCUGAGCAGGGGGGUGGCAAGUCUGGAGGGAAGAGGAUGGAGGAGGAGAGAGAGGCAGCAGGGGCCAGCUGUUGUUCCCACUUUUGUGGAGCCUCUUCUUUCUCACUAGAACCUAGGGAUGAGGCUGAUCCUGUGGGUGACUUUGGAGGUGCUCCCACUAGGGGGGAUCCUACCUCCUGGAAGCCUUCUUGAGGCUCCCUCCCUUGCUUGCCUGCUUGGAAGACUCCCUUUGGCUCUCUCCUCUGUACUUUCCGCCUCUGCCUCUGUGUCCCAAGGCCCCUCCUUCAUCCCUCUGUCUCAGCCCUUGACUCCAUCCGUCCUCCUCUUCCUGUCUCCCCUUUCUGCCUUCCCUGUUCUCCUGGUUUCCCCACCCUAAUCUCACUCAUCCUGGUGGCUCAUCCUCCUUCCUAUUUUGCCCUCCUGGCUUUGUGUCCAGGAUUCUUCUACCUGUUGAAGAUUUCUAAUGCUUAUCUGCCUACCCUUCUCCCCUGCCCAGUCUCCAUCAAUCCCCAGCCCAGACCCUUCCUCACAUCUCCUCCCUCCUCUCAGGUCCCCACACUCCAGCCCCCAGGAGUCCUCCUUCUUUGGAGAGCUCUCAGCCCCAACUCCUCCUCUGCUCCUCCCUCCACCCUGCUCACCUUUAAUUGAGAUGCUAAUGAGGCUUCUGUCCCUUCCAUCCCUGGCCAACAGGCAGGCAGGCGGGCUCCCAGGCCAGGCCGCUGCACCUGUCAGGGCUCAAUGAAGGGGGACAAGCUCAAGGAGCAAGACCCUUGCCCUCCCCCACCCAUCCAAGGGCUCAUGAAGGGGGACAAGCGUGAGGAGCAGGGGCUGGACCCCGAACCUGAAGUCCCCCAGCAGCCCACAGAGGAAGAGGAGGCUCUGAUCGAGUUCCACCGUUCCUACCGAGAGCUCUUCCAGUUCUUCUGCAACAACACCACCAUCCACGGUGCCAUCCGCCUGGUGUGCUCCAAGCACAACCGCAUGAAGACGGCCUUCUGGGCCGUGCUCUGGCUCUGUACGUUUGGCAUGAUGUACUGGCAGUUUGCCCUGAUGUUUGAAGAGUACUUCAGCUACCCUGUCAGCCUCAACAUCAACCUCAACUCUGACAAGCUCGUCUUCCCUGCUGUCACGGUCUGCACUCUCAAUCCCUACAGGUAUAAUGAAAUCAAAUCGGAGCUGGAGGAGCUGGACCACAUCACAGAGCAGACGCUCUUUGACCUGUACAAAUACAAGUUCAACACGCGCCUGGCCAGUCCCCGCGGCCGUCGCGAUCUCGGGGGCACUCUGCCGCACCCACUGCAGCGCCUGCGGGUCCUGCCCCAGCCCCACAAGGCCCGCAGAGCACGCGGCGCGACCUCCAGCAUGCGGGACAACAACCCCCAAGUGGACAGGAAAGACUGGAAGAUCGGCUUCCAACUGUGCAACCAGAACAAAUCUGACUGCUUCUACCAAACAUACUCAUCAGGGGUGGAUGCGGUGAGAGAGUGGUACCGCUUCCAUUACAUCAACAUUCUGUCCAGGCUGCCAGAUACCUCACCAUCUCUGCAGGAGGAGGCACUGGGCAACUUCAUCUUCACCUGCCGCUUCAACCAGGCCUCCUGCAACCAGGCGAAUUACUCUCACUUCCACCACCCAAUGUAUGGGAAUUGCUAUACUUUCAACAACAAGAACAAUUCCAACCUCUGGAUGUCUUCCAUGCCAGGAAUCAACAAUGGUCUGUCCCUGACAUUGCGCACAGAGCAGAAAGACUUCAUCCCCCUGCUCUCCACGGUGACUGGGGCCAGGGUAAUGGUGCAUGGGCAGGAUGAGCCGGCUUUUAUGGAUGAUGGUGGCUUUAACCUGCGGCCUGGUGUGGAAACCUCCAUCAGCAUGAGGAAGGAAGCCCUGGAUAGGCUUGGAGGCAACUAUGGUGACUGCACUGAGAAUGGCAGUGAUGUCCCUGUCAAGAACCUUUACCCUUCUAAGUACUCGCAACAGGUGUGCAUCCACUCCUGCUUCCAGGAGAGCAUGAUCAAGGAGUGUGGCUGCGCCUACAUCUUCUACCCAAAGCCUAAGGAUGUGGAGUACUGCCACUAUAAGAAGCACAGUGCCUGGGGCUACUGCUACUAUAAGCUCCUGGGAGCCUUCUCUACAGACAGCCUGGGCUGUUUCACCAAGUGCCGGAAGCCAUGCAGUGUGACCAAUUACAAGCUGUCUGCUGGUUACUCACGAUGGCCCUCAGUGAAAUCCCAGGACUGGAUUUUCCAGAUGCUGUCCCUACAGAACAAUUACCCCAUCAACAACAGAAGAAGUGGAGUUGCUAAACUCAACAUCUUCUUCAAGGAGCUGAACUACAAGACCAAUUCUGAAUCUCCCUCUGUCACGAUGGUCACCCUCCUGUCCAACCUGGGCAGCCAGUGGAGCCUGUGGUUUGGCUCCUCAGUGCUAUCUGUGGUGGAGAUGGCCGAGCUCAUCUUUGACCUCCUGGUCAUCACAUUCCUCAUGCUGCUGCGGAGGUUCCGAAGCCGAUACUGGUCUCCAGGACGAGGGGCCAGGAGUGCAAGGGAGGUGGCCUCCACUCCACCUUCCUCCCUUCCCUCCCGCUUCUGUCCUCACCCUACAUCCCCAUCCUUGCCUCAACCAGGCCCUACUCCCUCCUUGGCCUUGACAGCCCCUCCACCUGCUUAUGCCACCCUAGGUCCCUGUCCAUCUCCCUUGAGCUCAGCAGGGGCCAGCUCCUCUGCCUGUGCCCUGGGAGAGCUCUGA
Molecule: messenger RNA, 4488 nt
Organism: Ictidomys tridecemlineatus (thirteen-lined ground squirrel)
Lineage: Eukaryota; Metazoa; Chordata; Mammalia; Rodentia; Sciuridae
Source: RefSeq, a predicted model, not a curated record